Molecule: messenger RNA, 999 nt
Organism: Thermochaetoides thermophila DSM 1495
Lineage: Eukaryota; Fungi; Ascomycota; Sordariomycetes; Sordariales; Chaetomiaceae
Exons: 4
Coding region: 1-999 (332 amino acids)
Biological process (GO): positive regulation of TOR signaling; COPII-coated vesicle budding; protein import into nucleus
Cellular component (GO): nuclear pore outer ring; COPII vesicle coat
Molecular function (GO): protein binding; structural molecule activity
Source: RefSeq, a predicted model, not a curated record
AUGGUGCGUAAAACCACCCAAACUACCUGCCCGGUUUCGGUCCUAGGCUGCUCUAUUGUCUGCUGGGCUGCCCGCAUGUCGCCUGCCUCCGGAGCGCAGGUCAUUACCAACUCGGGCCAUGAUGACAUGAUUCAUGAUGCAGUCCUCGAUUACUACGGCCGGAGGUUAGCAACUUGUUCGUCCGACCGGACCAUCAAGAUCUUCGAGAUCGACGGCGACUCGCAACGGCUUACCGAGACGCUGAAGGGGCACGAUGGGGCAGUUUGGUGCGUAUCGUGGGCGCAUCCCAAGUAUGGCAACAUCCUGGCGAGCGCCGGCUACGAUGGCAAGGUAUUCAUCUGGCGCGAGUUGAAUGGCGCGUGGUCGCGCAUCUAUGACUUCGCCCUGCACAAGGCUAGUGUCAAUGUGGUGUCGUGGGCUCCCCACGAGGCCGGUUGCCUGCUGGCCUGCGCUUCGUCCGACGGCAGUGUUAGCGUGCUCGAGUUCAAGGACAACAGCACUUGGGACUACGUCAUCUUCCCUGCCCACGGCCUGGGCGUUAAUUCGGUCUCGUGGGCGCCCGCCACCAGCCCGGGCAGCAUCGUCAGCAGCAAGCCGGGCCCCAAGGCGACAGGCAACCGCCGGUUCGUGACGGGCGGCUCCGACAACACUCUCAAGAUCUGGGCCUACGACCCGGCUACCAACACCUACAAGAUGGAGCGCGAGCCGCUGACUGGCCACACUGACUGGGUGCGUGAUGUUGCUUGGAGCCCGACGGUGCUGCAGAAGAGUUACAUUGCGAGCGCCUCGCAGGACGGCACGGUUCGCAUUUGGACCAGCGACCCGGCCAACCCUCUGGCUUGGAAUUGCAAGGUCCUCCACUUCGACUCAGCCCUCUGGCGUGUCAGCUGGUCGCUCAGCGGCAACGUGCUGGCUGUCAGCGGGAGCGACAACAAGGUCACUCUCUGGAAGGAGAAUCUCAAGGGCGAGUGGGAGUGCGUCAAGACGAUCGAGGAGUGA